This is a messenger RNA of Cuculus canorus (common cuckoo), 2460 nucleotides long. RefSeq names its product WD repeat domain 31 (gene WDR31). The coding region runs from base 1725 to 2447 and encodes 240 amino acids. Gene Ontology annotation, molecular function: protein binding. Lineage: Eukaryota; Metazoa; Chordata; Aves; Cuculiformes; Cuculidae. The record is from RefSeq and is a predicted model, not a curated record. The transcript is spliced from 9 exons.
UAGCAGAACUCUACUGACCCAGAAGCCGGGAGGCUGAUGCACACGGAGGGCAGGCUAAAUCCAAUUAGCGAGUCGGAGCUAAGAAGAAGCCAAUUACUGGAAGUGGCAUUCACUGCCAUUGAAACGGGUUUCUGCUCGGUCUGUGACCUGCGAGGAUCAGAGGGAGAGAUGCUACCUCAGCCCAGGCUCUGCCACAGCCGGACGGAUGCUCCUGUGGGGACUGCGAGAGAUGCCCUGGGAUGGCAUGGACAACAGGAACCGUAUUGCUGAAUGCUCAAGCUCAUGACCCAACAGCAGGUGCCCAAGAUGCUGAUGUGAUGCUCAGCGCUGGUGGCCGUAGCGGAGCCGUGCUCGUUGGCUAUGGGGAAACUGCAGAGUAAAAUCGGCUUCCACACCUCCAAAUACAGGGCUGAUGGCUCUGUGGAAGAGCCAGGACCCAUUCGAGCCAUUCGGCAGCACAGCCCUGCGCACACCGGUGCCGUCACUGCUGUGGCCGCUCUUCAACCCGACCUGUGUGUGUCCGGUGGAAGGGACAAGAGCGUGGCUGUUUGCAGCUGGAGAUCCGGGGCUGUGCUGCGCCGCUUCCUCGGCCACGAGCGGGAGGUCACCAAGGUGAGCGACUGUGGACCGAGCGCAGGGGGUUCUCCUGUGCCAUCACCUGCCAGAAACUGGGGAACUGGGAAUGGUGGAGCUGCGGUUUGUCAUCUGCAGAGGGGUCACUUUGCUCCAUCAGAAAGAGAGACCAGGGUAUGAGAAUGUGUUGCGUUUUCCCAAGGUCCCAGCUGGUGUUUUGCUCUCCAGCUAAGCAGCACAGAGCGGUUGCAUCCACACCAAGCAGAGACCCAGAAGGCUUAGACAUAUGUUUAUCUUCCCCUCCAAGAGACUGUGUAGCAAACAGGGUGGAUUAGAAUGUCAAGGUUUUGAUUCGGAGAUGCUGUUUGCUUUUCUUCAGGUCUCGUUCCACUAGACUCGUCGUUACCCUACAUUAUCCUUCCCAGCCAUGCCUGGGAACAGCAGGAUUUUUUGUUUUCCUCCUGGCAUCCUGAUUACACAGCCAAACACACUGUUCAGAGAGCAACAGUGCAGGGUUUAUAGAUGUGUGCAUGGUGUGGCCAGCGCCCCUCUGGCUGGGGACAGCCCCAGAGGGUCCCCUGUGCUGUGGCUACCUAAAGGACAAAGUGGGCUUCCUUCAUCCCAGUGCUCAAAACAACUAUGUGCUGGGCUUAUCUGGGUUUUUAAAGAAGUUUUUCCCGUAAAAUUAAUGGCCUCUAAGGACAGGAUCCAACAACAGCCAUCCAGCACUCUGGUUCUGACAGGGCAGGAUUCAUGCUGGUGGGUCGCACCCCUCGCUACCCCACAUUCCCCACGGCAUGCGCGGCCACAGGGCUGCAAGGGUCACACUUGGGCUGAGUGAUUUCCCCCAGCCCCACUCUGUUGGGGUUUCCCUGUGGCCAGGAUCCUGCAGAGCAGAAGCAGAGUCACAUCUCUGUGAGCAUCGGGCAGUCUGGCACGUACGCAUCCAGCUUGGCCACACCAGAGUGUGAAGGCCAGGCUCUUCCCAGUCCUGCUUCUGGACACCUUGGGCUUUGACACGGCAGCAGGAGCGUUGCGCUCCCCCGCUGCUGGGUGGGGUGGAUAACUGCUUUCACCCAUCUUUUCCUUGGCAGAUUGCCUGUGCCCUCGACUCGAACAGAGUCUUCAGUGCAUCCCGAGACAAGACGGUGAUGAUGUGGGAGCUUCAUGGGAGUUCGGGGCCAAGCCAGCUCUUCCCAGGACAUGACCUGGUUGUUACUGGACUGGCUGUCAGCCCGGAUGCCUCCCAGCUGUGCACCGGCUCACGAGACAACACUGUGUGCAAGUGGGACAUAGAAACCGGAGAGCGUCUGGGCAGAGCUGCUAUCUCCAGGAAUCUGGUCACACAUCUCUGCUGGGUUCCUGGGGAAUCCUAUGUCAUCCAGACCUCGGAGGAUAAAACCGUCAGGGUCUGGGACAUUCGGGAGCUGCAGGUGGCACACACAUUCCCAGCCAAGCGACACAUUCAGACGUGCUGCGACGUGAGCCCGGACGGGCGGUUCUGCCUCAGCAGCAGCAGCGGCACCUCAGGGGAGGGCGGUGAGGCGACUCUGUGGGACCUACGGCAGACACGGAACCAAGUGCGUGAAUUCAAAGGGCAUUUCCAGACCACGACCUCAUGUGUCUUCCUUCCGCGGGGCCUGGUUCUCGCCCCUAGCGUUGCCACAUCCUCGUACGACAGCACGGUGAAGGUCUGGGACCGAGGCACUGGAGCCUGCCUGGCCUCCGUGUGCCUCGAGGGAUCGGGACCGCUGGCCUCGCUGGCAGUCUGUGACAGCACCACCCUGCUCUGCGCCAGCUUUAACUCCAGAAUCCACGUACUGCGGCUCAGCGAUGGUGCAGAGCCGGCACUAGAGGAGGUGGCAGUGUUUUGACUGUAACCACCUU